ACUUUGAAAUUCAACGAGUAAGCAACGAACGGUACAAUUUACCUGUCUAAACCUCACUCUCCCCUCCUCUCUCUCGCUAGUCGCUUCCUGCGAAACGGAGAAAAACCCUAACACCAAAAAUCUCACAACAAUCCAAACAAUAUCUUCAAUUUCACUAAAACCUAAAUCUCCUCUUCUGUAUUGCCUCAAAUGUCAUCGGCUGCGGCCGUCGAUAUCAGGUCACCGGUCACCUCCAAACACCCUUCCUCUCUCCAAAACUCUAACCCCACUCCAAUUCAGAAUAACCACCGCCAAACUGUAAAUGCUACGUUUUAUGGUAAAUCCAGCGAAAUCGAUAUGAAUAAAAACGGGUCACAUACCGGGACGGGACGGGCGAGGCCGAGGCUGAUGAAGGUGAGGAAGCAGUUACAUGGGAGGAACAAAGGAGAGGGUCGGGGUGAGUCCGGUUCCGGGUCGGAUUUUAACCCGUUUAAGUCAGUAGGUGAUGAUUUAGAUGGGAAUAGUUGUGUGUCCAAUGUGGGUUUUGUGUUUGGCGCAAAUGGGGGUGUAAAAGGUGGGGAUUUUGAUCUGGGUUUGAAUUCUAGAGUGGAAUUAGAUUCUAAAGAAACAGGAUUUGGUGGAAAUGUGGGGCGGUGGAGAGAAAAGGAGCCAGCUUUGGGUUUGAAAGCGGAGCCUACGGAGCUUGGUAAUAUGGGUUUUGUGUUUGAUGCUAAUGGGAACGGUGUUGGGGUGAAAUCUGAUGUGGAGAAUAGAGAAUUGAAUGAGUGUGUUGUGAAUGCAGGCGGAGUAGAGAGUGAAAAGGUCAGUAAUGCGGGUGACGGUGAGUUUUGCGAUGACAAAAGUGAAUUAAGAUCAAGUUUGAAUUCCAAUAAGGGAGAUUCUAGUGGGAAUGGGGUGAAGUUGGGUUCUGAUGAUGUUGGUUUUGUGUUUGGUGCUGCUCGUGAGGCUUUCAGUUCAAAUGUGGGGGCUUCUGCUUCUAGUUUUGUAUUUCGUGCUAAUGCUGAUGAUUCCAUUGCAAAUGUAGACGUUUCUGGUUCUAGUUUUGUAUUCAGUGCUGAUACUAAUGAUUCUAGUGCAAAUGUGGGGGUUUCUGGUUCAGGGUUUGUGUUUGGUGCAAGUUGGUUUGAUAAGAAGUUAAAUUCCAACGAGGGAAAACGAGAAUCUGGUGAAAGUUCUGGAAAUUCAGUCUUUUCUGAUACAGGGAAGAUUAAAUUCAAGAAUGAGGCCGAGCUUCAUGAAGUGGAAGGUAAUAGUAAUGGCGUUUCUGUGUUUGGUAGUAGCAGCAAGAAAAGUUGCAAUCUUAAUGAAUGUGCGGUUACGAACUUCCCUGUUGAGGUCAAGUCAAGUGGCGGAACUUUUUUAAACUACAACAUUUCAAAGGAUCAAAAUGGUAAUCUGGAUUCUAGUGUCAAUGGUAAGGGUCAGUUUGCACCAUUUCCAAAUAGUAGUAAUGCAGCUAGGACAUCUAGCAUUAACCCAAUAUUUAAUCUUCCAGAAGAGAUUAAGAAACUAAAUAUUAAUGAGUUCAAGAAUGUUCAUGGAGCCGACAAUGAGAAUUCAUCUGCAAAGGAUGAUUCUUUAUUUGUUAUCAGAAGCAGUAAAAAGGCUUCUGCCUCUUCUAAUGGAAAUUCAGAUACUUGUUCUCGUGAACAGAAUGCUGCUGUGGGUUCGGGUGGUGAUAAAUUUGAAUCCAGUGACAAGAAUAGUAGUUGCAAUACCGGUAGUACUUCUAUCAGAACUUCGAGUUCAGAAUUAUUUAGGUUUCAGGCAGGAUGUGUGAAGACUUAUCUUGAGGGCCAAUUACCUGAAGAUCGAAUGAAUGAUGAUACAAAACUCAAUGGAGCUGCUCCUCUAACUUCAUUCUCAUUGGCUGGUUUUGAUUCCCAAGUACAUAGUGAAGUUUCUGAAGCAACAACUAUGGCUGGAGUUGAAAGGGAAAAUAACAAAAGUAGUUCUACAAGUGAUCUGGGUGGAUUAGGGAUGUCCUUUACAGACUUCAAAACACCAUGUGAUCCUUUUUGUUUAAAAACAAGUGUAUUUCCAGAAUCAAAUAAGAAACCAGAAUUUACUGUAAAUAACCGAUCAAAGAAGGGAAAAAGAUUAGAAAUGAGGGUAAAGUUGAAGCAAGAUUCUUUACGUAAGCAACUCCCAGAGCAAGUUCAUGUGCAAAAUGAAAGGUGCGGCCAAGAAAAUCUAAGUUCUUCCGGAUGCUACUCACCCAUGGAUUUUUCUCCUUAUCAGGAAAUUGCAGCUGCUGGGAAAUUUUCUGAAGAAACUUCUGUGACAUUAAAUGAUUCCAACCCCCAAGAAAAUGAUUGUGCACCCGCAAUGUUCCUUUCAACAGCGACAACUGGUCUCAGAGAGGUUGAAGCAUUAGAUGUUAAGAAAGAUGAUGGGAGGCCAAGAGAGAAGAUGAAUCAGGAGAGUUUUGGUUGUGGUUCUGAAAGAUGUUUCAUGGGUGAUUGUAUCUCUAAAGGGUUUGUUUUUGGUGCUGAAAUGUCCUGCCCUGGUUUCAACUAUGAGCAGGUGAGUAGCAGCAAUGAUGGUGCAGCUUCCGCUGAAGUUACGCAUGGUUUAAAGACAGAAAGCAGCCAUCAAAUGCAAUUUUCCUUUGCUUCAGGUUUGGAAGAUGUAGAUGCGAGAAAAUUUUCCUUCUCUGCUUCAUCCUGCUCAUCAACACCAAAACGGCUGUAUAGAAAGAAAUAUAGGAGGAAACCUCCAUGCGAACCAUUUAUUUUUGUCCCAAACCCAAAUGGUCAAGGAGAAGAUUUAUCUACUCGACAGAAAAAGGUGGGGAAUAAAUCUGAAAUAAAUGAAUUGGCGAAGCAAGGUUCAAUCUCAUCCACUGGCUCUGUUCAGGAAGAAUGUGAGAUGUGGCGAGCAAGGGGAAAUCAUGCUUAUCAAAAUGGGGAUAUGUCGAAGGCAGAGGAUUUUUAUACAUGUGGGAUAAAUUCCAUUCCUUCUAGUGAUAUUUCAGGAUGCUGUCUUAAGCCUCUUGCUAUUUGCUAUAGCAACCGUGCUGCAACGCGGAUGUCUCUUGGAAACAUGAGGGAGGCGAUAAGAGAUUGCAUAAAGGCUGCUGACCUAGACCCCAACUUUUUCAAAGUUAAAAUAAGAGCUGCUAAUUGUCAUCUUCAGCUGGGACAAGUUGAGGAUGCACUUCACUAUUUUAAUAAGUGCUUGGAAUCUAGAGCUGGUGUGUGUUUGGAUCGAAGAAUCACAAUAGAAGCUGCUGAUGGCGUACAGAAAGCUCAGAAAGUGGUAGAGUGCAUAAACCAUUCUGCAAAACAUUUGGAAGAGAGAACAUAUGAUGCAGCACUUAAUGCUCUAGAUGUGAUUGCCGAGGCCUUAUCUAUUAGCCCCUACUCAGAAAGACUACUGGAAAUGAAAGCGAAGUUUCUGUUUAUGUUGCGCAAGUAUAAAGAGGUAAUUCAGAUGUGUGAGCAGACUCUUAGUGCUGCUGAAAAGAAUUUUGUUUCAAUAGGUGUGGAUGGGCAGUUUGUAGAUAUUGGCUGUUCUGAAAGUGAAAAUUGCUCAUUCGCAAGGGUGUGGAGAUGGCACUUAAUUUCAAAGUCCUACUUUUAUUUGGGAAAGCUUGAGGUGGCUCUUGAUUUACUUCAGAAAUUAGAGCAAAUGGGAUCCAUCAGUUGCAAGAAAGCAGAUGCAAGGAAGAUAUUGGAAUCAUCUGUUACAUUAGCUGUCACCAUACGUGAUCUUUUACAUCAUAAGAGUGCAGGAAAUGAAGCAGUUCGAUCAGCACGGUACACCGAAGCAGUAGAACAUUAUACUGGUGCUUUGUUAAACAGUAUUGAAUCCCGCCCUUUUGCAGCAAUUUGUUUUGGAAACCGUGCUGCUGCACACCAAGCACUGGGGCAGAUUGCUGAUGCCAUUUCUGAUUGCAGCCUAGCUGUGGCACUUGAUGGAAAUUACUCAAAGGCAGUUGCCAGAAGAGCUGCUUUGCAUGAGAGGAUUAGAGACUAUGGACAGGCAGCUAGUGACCUUUAUAGGCUUAUUUCUAUUCUUGAAAAUCAAUCCGAUGGAAAAGUCAGACAGUCCAGCAAACCUGCUAGAUCCACCAGUUGGACAAAAGAAUUAAGGCAAGCUCGUCAGCGUUUGUCCUUAAUGGAAGAAGAGGCUAAGAAAGGAAUCCGUUUGGAUUUUUAUUGUAUUUUGGGAGUCAAGGAUUCCGAGACAGCAUCUGAUAUAAAAAAGGCAUACCAUAAAGCAGCACUUAAACAUCACCCGGACAAGGCUGGUCAGUUCCUGGCAAGAAGUGAAAGUGGAGAUGAUGGGCAGCUCUGGAAAGAAAUUGUCCAGGAGGUUCACGCAGAUGCUGACAGGCUAUUUAAGAUGAUUGGAGAAGCAUACGCAGUACUCUCUGACCCCACUAAGCGUUCGGAAUAUGAUCUUGACGAGCAAAUUAGAAGAGCAUCAAAGGAGAGCAAUGGAAGCAGUCCUCAUGGAAGAACAUCAUACACACGUGGCAAUUCAAAUGAGAAAAAUGAGUACCGGCGAAAUUGGCAGGAUAAUUGGAAGACUUAUGGUUAUUGGAAGACUGAUGGUUAUUCACGUUCACGCUGGUAGGAGAAAUAUCCUAUGUCCCAGGAUUUAUAUGCAAAUUGCUUUUUUCAGAUCAAGGUCAGGUCAGCUUUUACGGAACAAAGUUCAAGAUGGAUCUUCAGGACAGAGUAACCAUUGAUCUGGUCUAGCAACCAACAGCCUGAUAAUGGAUCCAGACUGAUUGGCAUUGGUCUAAAAAUGGAUGUCUUCGUAGAGUAGGCAGAUUUCAAUCUAAGAAAUGUCCAGUUCUUACGGAGGGUUAAAGGGAACAUUCGGUUGGAGAAGGAUACUGGACCAUGAAGGGCAUUGUUUGCAAUCAUACUUUAUACCUGGCUCUGCCAUCGUGUCUUGAGCCAAGAGGAACUUUGGACAAAGAAAGAGUAGGGGUUUGUUUUUUUUUUUUCAACCCCCAUAGAGAAAACAGAGAAGAUUUA
This is a messenger RNA of Populus euphratica (Euphrates poplar), 4994 nucleotides long. RefSeq lists its product as uncharacterized. The record is from RefSeq and is a predicted model, not a curated record. Gene Ontology annotation, molecular function: protein binding. The coding region runs from base 190 to 4584 and encodes 1464 amino acids. The transcript has 12 exons. NCBI's taxonomy places the organism in Eukaryota, Viridiplantae, Streptophyta, Magnoliopsida, Malpighiales, Salicaceae.